UUCCUGUCAUUUCCCUUUAAGUUAAGUUAACAAAAUUCUUAUAAAUGAACGUGUUUUAAUUGAAAGAACAAAAUUUUAACUUUUUCUUCAAUUUCACAAAAUUUUAAGUGUUUUUUUUUUUGGUUCUAAAAUAAAUUUCCUAAAUCACCAUGGAUGAUAUGGAUUACAGCUCCCCACCGCCCGAGGUGCGGACCAUUCACACCCACAACCUGAGAGAUGAGCAGGUGAAGGACCUUGAGGAGGCUUUUGCCCUCUUCGACGAUGAUCAUACCAAUGUUAUUCCCAUCAAGUAUCUGAAGGAUCUUUUGCGUGCUGUGGCCCAUAGUCUGCCAGAGAAUGAAGUGCAAGACUAUAUCACCGAAAUCGAUACUGACGGAUCGGGUGAUCUGUAUCUCAGUGACUUUCUCUACAUCAUGUCCAAACGAUAUGAGGAUUCAACUCCCGAGGACGAAGUUAUACUCGCGUUCCGUGUCUUUGACAAGGAAGGAACUGGCUUUAUUCCCGAGACUGAAUUUCGUCAGAUAUUGACCGAAUUGGGAGAAGAUAUGGACGAGGAUGAAAUAGAGGAAAUGAUACGAGAUGCAGAUGCCAAUACAGAGAUGAAGAUUGACUAUGUUCGUUUUGUGACCAUGAUGAUGGAAUCUUGAGAUGAUUUUAAGAGCUUUUAAGAAAAAUGAACUUCAAGGAAUGCUGUACAAGAAUCGAGUGCUUUUAUCAAGCUGAUUGAUUUGAUGCUCCAAACAUUACAUCCCAUCCAGCCCCUAAAUAUUGGAUCAACCUUUUCUUUUAACUUAAGAUAAAUUUAUUUGAAUGAAAUUAAAGGUUCAGCAUGAAAAAAUGUA
Molecule: messenger RNA, 842 nt
Organism: Drosophila serrata
Lineage: Eukaryota; Metazoa; Arthropoda; Insecta; Diptera; Drosophilidae
Cellular component (GO): myosin II complex
Molecular function (GO): calcium ion binding
Source: RefSeq, a predicted model, not a curated record